Molecule: messenger RNA, 970 nt
Organism: Gracilinanus agilis (Agile Gracile Mouse Opossum)
Lineage: Eukaryota; Metazoa; Chordata; Mammalia; Didelphimorphia; Didelphidae
Product: C-type lectin domain family 1 member A-like
Exons: 6
Coding region: 28-840 (270 amino acids)
Source: RefSeq, a predicted model, not a curated record
AGCUGUUUCUCCCCUCUAAGGAUUCAGAUGCAGGCAAAGUACAAUAGUACAUUGGAUAUGCUAGAUGAUGAUGGGGAGACCACCCUAAGCCUGCGCUCCCAAGCCCUAACCAUUGCUCCGAGGCCAGAGAGCAAGAACUCAGGAUAUCCAACUACUUCUCCAACUUGGCGCCCAGUUGCUCUAAUUCUAUUGACUUUGUGCCUGCUGUUGUUUAUUGGCCUGGGAGUAUUAGGGCUUGAAUUUUUUCAGAUCAUCCAACUCUCAAACACCCAGAAGGAUAUUCUCACCCAAAAAGAAGAAGAGCUGGGAAACUUUUCUAGACAGCUACAUUCUCUCCAGACCCAGAACAGGAAGCUCACAGAGACUCUGCAGCACCUGGCUAAAAAGCUCUGUCGGGAGCUCUAUAACAAAACCGGAGAGCACAGAUGCAGUCCUUGUCCAAAGAAAUGGAAAUGGCAUAAGGAUAAUUGCUACUGCUUCUUUAAGGAGAGCAAUACUUGGCAGGGCUGUGAACAUUUCUGCACUGCUGAGAACUCUACCCUUCUGAAGAUAGAGACACAAGAUGUUCUGGAAUUUGUGAUGCCUUAUAGCUAUUCUCAGUUUUUCUACUCCUAUUGGACAGGGCUCUCCCGCAAUGGCAGUGGCAAUCCCUGGCUUUGGAUGGAUGGAUCUCUUCAUUCCUCUAACUUGUUUGAUAUUGUAGUUGACUUCAGCAGCUUAAGGAGCUGGGACUGUGUGACAAUAUUGAAUGGCAGAGCUUUCUCAAAGGACUGUAUGGAGUUGAGGCGCUGUGCGUGUCAGAGAAUGGCAGCAAAGGUGAUGCUGGAAUGGCUGGAAUAGUCUUUUUAAACAAUGGAUGGAAAUAAAUACACUUGCAAAUGUCUCUGCCAACCAAAAAGGAUGGGAGCCAAACAAAAGGAAGGACAGUUACUCUCUGAAUCACUGGGAUUAUUAUCAAUAGGAGAGCAAA